ACAGCUGCAGCUCAGAAAGCAGCCAUGUCUAGAAGAGGGGGAUGCGACAAUUUGCAGAGUUGGAAGGAAAGAUUUGUUCAGCUGAUGGAGAAACAUAAACCACAGGACAAGUGGGUUUUGGAUUCAUCUACAGACCUCAGUGCCACGGACUUACCCUCUGGAUGGUACAAAUAUGAGCAGAGUCAUCUUUUUGCCAGGUUCGAGUGUUCCUAUUGUUCUAAAAAGUGGAAAUCUAUCCAGGUGGUCAUUCACUUCCACAUGCACCUGGAUAAGAGGCGGUGGAGUCAAAGCCAAGGCCAGGUGAAGAUGAGGAUAUUCAGACAGAAAUGUCAGAAAUGCAAGAAUGCCAAGUAUGAGAUGCCAGUCUUCAGUGAGGAGGCUGUCGAGAAACUCCUCCAGAAUUUGACUCUGAAGAUCCUGAAAAAAUGCUAUGGAGAAUCCUCCAAAAGCAACCAGUUCUUUAAACCUGUUGCUGAGGAAGAAGUGGAGGGUCCACAUGAUAGACGCAACUGUGAGGCAUGUCAGGAAGGGAUGUGUGAGGCUGUGUCACUGUAUGUGAGGAUGUGUCAGGCUACACAGUGGGAGGAAAAACAAAAGAUCUUGGGUUUUCUCCUUGUGGUUCUCAUGAUUUUUUUGUUUUUCUGUGCAGCCUCCUUGCUGGCAUGCAAAUUGUUUCUACCUUUUUGCAGUUUCAAUCAAUGUUCUUGGUUACAAUCUUUUCCUGUCACAAACAUAAUCAUAAAACUGAGUGCAGGUCUUAAUUUGUGAAGUUCCAGGGAAUGAAGAGAUGGCAGUUUUUAGGACCAUCUGUAUGUAAAAAGGAUCGAUUGAACAAAAAGCAAGGCAAAGAGUUUACUUGGUUUCCAAAUUUGCAAAACAUAUACAAGUUCUACUUGCUCAAUUUGUCAGUCUUAGAAUUGCUUACAUUCUGUUCCAGCAUUUCUUCAGCUCUGUAUUGGAUCUCUGCUUGUUUUGCAUCUUUGCAAAUUUACAUUUAUAGACACUAUGAUAUUGUUUAAUGAAACGUCCUUGAAACUGACUGUUCUAGUUCAUGCUGUGUAAUCCACCUUGAGUCUCAGUGAGAAAGGCAGCCGAUAGAUAGAUAGAUAGAUAGAUAGAUAGAUAGAUAGAUA
Molecule: messenger RNA, 1133 nt
Organism: Eublepharis macularius
Lineage: Eukaryota; Metazoa; Chordata; Lepidosauria; Squamata; Eublepharidae
Product: receptor-transporting protein 3-like
Exons: 2
Coding region: 25-768 (247 amino acids)
Biological process (GO): protein insertion into membrane; detection of chemical stimulus involved in sensory perception of bitter taste; protein targeting to membrane
Molecular function (GO): olfactory receptor binding
Source: RefSeq, a predicted model, not a curated record